Molecule: messenger RNA, 2668 nt
Organism: Anopheles moucheti
Lineage: Eukaryota; Metazoa; Arthropoda; Insecta; Diptera; Culicidae
Gene: sprt
Exons: 6
Coding region: 588-2522 (644 amino acids)
Molecular function (GO): protein binding
Source: RefSeq, a predicted model, not a curated record
UUCGAACGGUUUCCAUUUCAAAACCGAAAUUCAACCGUAGCGCGUGUGUGUCAGCGUUUGUGGUCCGUGAAUUAAACGCAGAACGUUCGCUUUCUCGGCAACGACACAUUGUGAGUCCGUGCCAGUGCCAGUGAAGAUCGAAUGUUGAUCGAAAGCGUUGUUAGACUUGGCUGUGGAUGUUUAAUUUUAUAACGUUCGUUUGCGCGUGGAGGAAACCCAGCUUCUUCCGGUGUGUGGUUUGGUGCGCGAGAAGCAAAAGAAUCAACAACAACGCCCAGUGCAUGUGCAUCGUGUGUGAGAGAAAAAAAAGCAGAGGGCAGUUUAUCAAACGUUGUGGAACGGUGAUCAGAGGGGGAAACCAAAUCGGUGUGGGAAUGUUUGGGAAUGCAGUGCAGUGAAGGUGUUUAGUGACAUUUGCGUCGUGAAUUGUACGUUUGGUUGCUGCAAUGGAAAGAAAUCUUCAACCAUCAUCGAGCCGAGGGACCAUCAUGCACGUUUGAAAUCUUCUGGACGAUCACCAACAGCUGUUCAAUAACACUUUGUCGGUGUCGCACCAUUUAGCCGAUCCCCAUCAUGAUAGCGUCGUGAUGGAAUCCGGAACCAUCGUCGUUAGUCAUUCGCCAGCAGCCAUUCCGAGAGCAUUUCUGAAUGAACGUUCUUCUUCGAUGACCAUUCUUCCGUCGCAAGGCAAAUCACAACAACAUCCCCCCAGAAUGUCGCAAUUGGAAACUUUAGAAGCAAAGAUGGCAAAUAUUGAGGUUUCGCUGUGUGCAGGAACACCCAGACGAAGAAAGGGAACAUCCCUGGGAGGGUCUCUGUCCGCUCGCUCAUCCCCCAGACCCGAAGCGCCACCUUCACGCGAACUGCGAACGGCUUUACAAGACCGAGAAGCUGUUAUACAGAAUUUGCGGUUACAGCUCGGCCUGGGAAAGCUACCACGCCCGACCGGGCCCCCGUUGGACGAUACGGAACGACCAGUGGCCGAACAGCGGCUGGCAAAGCUGAAAUCAGACGCCGAAACCAAACGACAUGUGAUUAAAAAUCUAAAAUCCGCACUGGAGAAGCUCGACGUGACGGACAAUAUCGAUGUACGAAUACGGCAGGCCGAGCUGGAGUACGCGCUGGGGCGGGAAGAAUUGCAGCUACUUUCGCUGGUCGAGGAAGCACGGGCCCUGCAGGGACGGCUAGACAAACCAAAGCAAGAACCAAACACCCUCUACGGGAUGCUACAAUCGGGUGCAAGCCUAAGCCUGCUUGCUAUCCGUGCGUCGACGGGUCGCUGGAACGCAAGUACCAGAAAUGAGCAGCCCGGCUUUUGGGUAGACUGGGUGCUGGAGGGUGAAAGCCUUCAGCGAGGCGAUCGCAUCAUUGAAAUCAACGGCAAAGCGAUCGGUGGUCGCAAUCGGGAAGAGAUGGCCCGUGCUAUUGGGUCCCACUCCAAGUCGGAGGUGGUUGUGGCACGCGCAAGGAAAGCACCCGGCGUGAACCACUUAGCCCAUCAGUCGCUGCAACAAACGCAGGCGGAUAAUGUUCGACUGCAGCACCGAAUAUCGUAUCUGGAGGAUCAGGUGAGGGAGUUGCUGUGUUCCAAAGACAAUGGAGUGAUUCGCAGCGGAGUGGCAGUGAACGGUAGUGGCGGUGCACACAUCACCUCGAUCAGCAUCACGUCACCACCUUCGACGCCACCGGAGGGUAAAACACCGCAACCGCCGCACAUAUACAAUUACAUCGACGAAAAGGGAUCAUCGCCGCGCAAUGGUAGCCCGGGACACGUCACAACGACCACCAUCAUAAAGGAGUGCGAUCGAAUCAAUGGCGAACUAACGAACGGAGGAUCGGAUGUGUUGAAGUAUAACUUGCGAAACUCACUCUCAUCGUCCAAGAUCAGCAUCAAUGGCAAUGCGGGAGAUUCCCUGACCGCGCAGUACUACAAUCGCAAGGAAAGGGAUAAGCGAGAACGUGAGACACGGCGACAGGAUCGUGAACGCUAUCUGCAGCAGUUCGGAGCGAAACUGCAGCGCAGCACCACGGAUCUCGAAAGCGACUGUGAUCGGAACCGAUUGCUGCAGCACAGUCACAGCCGCAACCAUGCCCGUAGCGUAGAACACUUGAAUGGCGAACGGAAGCGUUUGGUAGCGGCGACCGCACACGAGACAGCCACGAUUGGCCGUCGGAGCGAUAUUCGCACGGUAAAAAGCUUGGACUUUGAGUCCGACACCAACGACCAAUACGCCUCGGAACCGUCCGGCCCGGUAAGCAAACAUACCGGCGGUGUACGGCCCGCACCGCCAAAGAAACCGCUCCGUCUGUCGUUGCAACGCGCGCAGAGCUUGCAGACGGUGGAUGGGCUGAUGCUGGAAGCGCUGGCCGCCACCAACGGGCACGAUAGAAAGCGUGGCAUGAAACGAUCUCACAAGAGCGGCACCAAAGCAACCGAUCCGAGCGCGACGAUGGCGUCCCAAUACAUUGAGAACAGUGUGCCGAUGCAGACGGCUUCGCUUGGACGGCAGAAAUAUAUGUAGACCUGUAGCGGGAUCGGGCAAAAUGCAAACAAAAGUGUUAUACGCUGUGCUACGCUGACCAUACGCGAGCGUACGAGAGUAUAUAAGCAAUACAAAUGGAAAAUGAAUAGCAAUAAAAUAUCUUACAAGUGUAAAAAUAAGCACAA